AUGCGGCCGAUGCCUCCAGUGUUAGCCGCCAAGGCGGUUAACAAGCUGAAGCCGAUUCCGCCGAGCCAGCCGUACCACGUGCCUCUCCGCGAGCUCCCGUACGUCCCAGUCGAGGCUCCUGCGCCCGCGCCGGCCGCACCUGAGCCGGUCCAGGUGCGCGUCGAAGCGGCGCCUGCGCCGCAGGAGAUUGAGUUGCAGGAGGCCGUCAGCCUGCCUGUGGUUCGCGAGAAAAAGGUCCGAGAGAAGAAAGCUCGGGCAAAGGAGGAGCUGCAAGACCCCGCAAAGCUGGACGUCGGCGAGGUGAUUCGAAACCAAAAGUCUCUUUCGCGCCGCGAAGUGUACAGACGCCGUCUGUUCCCGGUCAGUUUCGAGUACGCCGCCGGCCAGGUCAGCGAGGGCGACAUCAUUCUCGGCAGGCGUCCAAACAUCGUCGAGGCGCUCGCCUACGUGCUCUUUCUUGUCGCGUUCAUUCUGUUUGUCGCCGCAAACGCAGAAGUCCCUCUCGUUCACUCGACCAACUCGUCGCUGCAGGAGAUCCUCGCUGCGACGCAGGUACCCUCCGGGUCCGCAUUCAAUACCUGGAGCAGCUUGGCAGCAGAGACGGACGCCGCGGUGGCUGAACUCACGGUGAAGGGGUCGGAGGCGCUCUUCCUGUCACUCCAGUCCUUGCGAACGAAGGCAGACGUCGCGUCGUGGCUGCGGCACGGCCUCUUUGGGCUGCCGUCAUUCCCAAACAUCGGGAAAAAUGUGAUUUGCGGGCCCUGUGUGCGCUUGACGGUGCGCCGACUUAACUUCACGGAGACGACCAGUGCUAUCGGGUACACUGAAGUAUGGCCAGUCGACUCCGUCUCCGCGACCGGAUCUCUCUCGACGUCCUCGAUGCAACUGACAGGCAUUUCCGAACGUCUCGGAGGGACUACCGCGGACGCCGGCGCGCGGCUGCAGUGGACGUACACCGCGUACCCCGUCCAGUCGACCAAAACGUUUCAAGGACAGGGCGGCUACGCGGAGACCAUUUGUGGAGCGAAUGCAGACGCCAUGCUGCAGAAACUCUCGCAGAACCAGCCGCUGUCCAGAUACCCUCCCUGGUUCCUUCCAAACGGACUCAUUGGGUCGCGACACACAGUCACGGUCGUCGCCGACUUCUUGUCUGUGAACCCCGAAAGCUUCUCCACUUCCUACACGUACAUCCCCUUUCAGUUCACCAGUGCAGGUACCCUGCUUCCGGUUCGUGUGUGGUCUCAAACGGCGCUUUCGUCGGCGGGGCGGAGCUCUGCAGGGCUGCGCUACGGCUGCUUGGCCGCCUCGGUGGUAUUUCUCUUGGCGUAUUUGUGGUUUUUAUAUCUGAAAGUGCGCGAGGUUCACGGCUUCCGACCCUUCAUUUACGACUUUUGGAACUGCUUCGCCGUCGCGCACCUCGCCCUUGUCUUGCUCACCUUUCUUUUUUUUCUGCUGGCCUCUCUCGUCUCGAGUGUCCCCGGCGCCUCCAGUCAGGUCGGACAAGACGGCGUCGCGAUAGCCCAGUCCGAGUGGCUGACGGCGGAUCUCUCCGAGACACUCAAUGAGAAAGCGUCCGCUGUAGCGACAGUCGCCACCAUGAGUCAGCUCUUUUGGACAGUGGCUGCGAUCGCCGUCUUUUGUGGAUGCAUUCUGAUGAUCCGGUACCUCCAAGUCUGGGGCGGCGCGGCAGCCAAAACGAUGGACUGGACUUUGAAGCGUCUGCUACUUCCGCUCUUGAUGUGCAUGUGCUUUAUGCUCGUUGUUCUCCUUGUCUUCGUCGCAAUUGGAAACAUUGCCUUCGGAGUCGACAACAGAGCGUUUGCAGGUUUUUACGAGAGCUUGACGUCAUCGGCGGCGUUCCUUCUCGGAGGCACAGUGGGCAACUUCGACGUGUACGACAUAGUGGCGAACCACAGAUUCUUUGCGGGUCUCUACUUUGGUCCUCUCUUCAUUUUGUUUUCUUUCCUCUGCUUCAACAUUCUCGUCGCUCUCGUCCUCAAGACGUACGACUCCUGCGCUGAAGAGGUUGAAACGUCCGUGAAGAAGCAGACGAAGAAGGAGAGUGAGUUCCAACCCACGCGCCUGGAUCGCUGGGUGCAUGCGCUCUCGGGUUUCCGAAAGCAGCUCCAGAGCAGUAUCGCUUCGAUGAAGUCGAAAGAGAAGAUCGUGGACCUCGCGUCCGAGUGUUCCGACGAGGAGAAAGUCACCGACAGCGGCGACGAGCCGCCUCAGUACCCCGCGUGGAUGUGGCAGUCCAUGGGGCUGCCGAAUCCCUACACCAAGGAGGGGUGGAUCGAUCCGCAUGCGUGGAGCGAAUACCAACAAAUGUACGGCGCCUGGGGCGACUGUUCCUUUCAGCAGGCCGGCGCGGCGAUGCAAGGCGCGGGGUGGAUGAACGCCGAUGAAUAUUACUACAUGCAAAGCGCUGCAGCCAAGAAUGCGCAGAUGCCGGAACUCGACAAGAUUCACCGCGUGGUGCACUACCAGCAGACUGUUGACCGCGAGACGUCGUGGCACAAACUCGCCUGCGUCGCCUUCCUCGCAGUUCUCGUCGUGGUGGUUAGCUCGCAGCUGAUGGUCUCCUCUGCACUCGAUCUCCGCAAGUCUGUCGACGCGGCCCUUGGAAGAACCACCUGGAUCCCGCUCCCCCAAUCGUACAUCUUCGACGAUCAAAGCCUCGGUGGGGCGUCGCGACCAUUUCUGGUGAACUCGUGGGCAACGUUGCCACUGCCCUAUUCGGUGCGUUUGCGGGUGAAUCUGUCGACGGCGUCGAACUACCCGCUCGAGCUACAGUUUGUCGCCGCAGACGCUGUCUCCUUUGACCUCUUCCUUGACUCGUCGUGGUCCGACGCGACGCUUCUCUCCGUCCUCAAGGGGCUGCAGACGAACCGGCUGAUUCGCAGUGUCUGCGCCUCCCUCGAAAUCGCCUUCGUCUUUUACAGCAACUUUGACUCGCGAAACCAACUGUCCCUGACCACCCUCCGCUUUGAAAUCGCUUCAGGCGGAACCGUCAAAACGACUCUCGACGUGCCCAGCAUGGUGCUGCGCCCUUACGACGCGCAGCACGGCGGCCUGCCGAUCAUUCUCCAGUCCUUCGUGGCUUUGAUGGUCUUUCUCUGCGUCUGCGCUGGACUGUAUUCGCUCUUUAAGUUUUUCCGGGACAACCCUUUCCAGCACAUGGGGGUCCGGUCUCUCUGCUACCGGUUUUUCCUCUUCUUCUUCGACAACCUCUUCAAUCUCUUGGACCUCGUUCUCCUCGUCCUCUUCAUCGUCGCGAUCCUCUGCUGGACCUCCUUCGCCUUCCACGGCGUCCAACACAUCUACUUCUCCACCUCCGGAACAGGCUUCGCUACUUCUGCCUCUGCUUCGUCUGACGCGUCUCCUGCGGAUUCGUCUGUUGCUGCGCGGGCGCUGUCGGCCGCCUCGGGCGUGUCUCAGCAGGAGUUGUACACGGAGUUGAACGCCUUUUAUUCGUCCUUGAGCGCGGCGCACAGUCUGCUCGAGGUGUAUGCGCAGCUGUGUGGCGGGCUGGUGAUUUUAGCUUUUCUGCGGACGCUGCGUCUGUUUGAGAAGCGGAAGCGCAUGGUCGUGUUGUUCUUCACCGUGACUGAGGCGUCGCAGCAUCUCCUCUUUAUGUUUUUCACCCUCGUCGCCGUUUACGUCGGCGUUGUGUUCACCUGCUACCUGUCGUUCGGAACCGUGGUUGCGGGCUUUGCGUCUGUUCGCGCCUCCUUCGUCUCGGGACUUCUCCUCCUCGUCGGAUGCAUGCCGCUCUCGGAUCUCUUCGCCGCGAACAAGGCCGUCGCGGGCCUCUUCCUCUUCCCCUCGCUCUUCCUCGUGAACCUCGUCUUCCUCGCCCUCUUCCUCUCCGUCCUCCUCCGCUCUUUCGCCUUCCGGCUCGGCGAGGUCGAGAGCGCUGAGGCACUCCUCGGCGCUCCCCCCCGCACGCUGGGGCAGAGCGUGAAGGUAUUCUUCAAGGAGUUGGUGUGCAAGUUCGAGCGACCGCCGCCUCCGUCCGCUCCCCCGCCUCCUCCCGCGCCUUCUCCUCCCGCGCCUGCGGCGGCUUUCCCCGGCCUGCGAGGCGACGACGAGGAGUCUCUGGAUGAGUUCGCAGCGAUCCGCGAGUUCGACGAACAGGCGCGCGCGAUGCGGCGCCGACCGCUGAAGGUCGCCGACGUUCCGAAGGAGACCAUGACGACGCAGCUGACAGACGCGCAGUGGGCGCGGCUCGCGCCGAAGGUGCGAGAUUGGGCCGUAGUCGAGGCCGGGGAGUUCGCGGACCUCUUUCGGCGCCUGUGUGUCCAGUCGGAGCUGGCGGGUGCGCAGAAGAUCGCCUUCGUGCAGCAAACCGAGAAGAAGUACUUUGAACAGAUCUCCGCUCUCGCCAAGGAAGUCCAGCAACAGGAGGCGCACCUGAGCCACCGCCUCGCUGUGUACAAAAACAAUCUUUUCAUCGAGCAACAAAAACUCGCAACGUACACCACGUACUUGGAACAGGCUCUCGAAGAGCGAAAAAGCGAAGCCGAGAUGCUCCGGCGCGAGUUCGAGCUCGUCAAGGCGCAGACGGAAGACCCCGCCGAGCCCCACGGACGCGCCCGAAAAAACCGGUGA
Messenger RNA from Neospora caninum, 4611 nucleotides. RefSeq lists its product as hypothetical. Lineage: Eukaryota; Apicomplexa; Conoidasida; Eucoccidiorida; Sarcocystidae. The record is from RefSeq and is a predicted model, not a curated record. The transcript is spliced from 9 exons. Bases 1 to 4611 code for a protein of 1536 amino acids.